AUGGAAUCAAAGCACCAAGAAAAUGGAAUGAUGAGUUCACAGAGGUUCGAGAAUCCGGAAGCCGCCAUGUUUUCUGUUUUCAAGCUUACUGUUCUGUUCCUCAUCGCCAGAAUUGGAUCAGUAGCCUCACAAGGUGAACAAGUUAGUUUCACCUACAAUGGUUUCACAGGAAGUAACCUGAAGCUGGACGGCCUAGCCCAGAUCACAUCCAAAGGCCUUCUUCUGCUGACCAACACCACCAGGCAACAGAAAGGCCAUGCUUUCUACAAUGAUCCUAUUCACUUCCUUUACCCUUCCUCUUCCUCUUCCUCUUCCGGUGCCACCUCUGUUUUUUCCUUUUCUACCACUUUUGUCUUUGCCAUCAUUCCCCCAUAUCCCGAUUUGAGUGGUCAUGGGAUCGCCUUUGUCAUUGCACCCACAAAAGGCCUUCCUGGUGCUCUUCCAAGCCAAUAUCUUGGCCUCUUCAAUGAGUCCAACGUGGGUAAUUCAACCAAUCAUGUUUUCGCAGUCGAGCUCGACACCAUACAGAGCAAGGAGUUCAAUGAUAUCAACGACAACCAUGUCGGUAUCGACAUCAAUGGAUUGACCUCUGUGGCUUCAAUUCCGGUAACCUAUUUGGAUAAGAACGGUCGGUCUGAGAACCUCAGCCUCUUCAGUGGCCACGCCAUGCAAGUCUGGGUGAAUUACGAUGGUGUCCACAAGUAUCUCAAUGUAUCAAUAGCUCCAAUCGGUGAUCCUAAACCUGCUCCCCUUUUAUCACGGUCUCUCGAUCUUUUUCCGGUUAUGAAGGAGACCAUGUUCGUCGGUUUCUCAUCUGCUACCGGUUCCGUUCUCACAUCCCACUGUGUGUUGGGAUGGAGUUUCAAGGUGAACGGACAAGCAGAAGACCUUAAUCUCUCCCAACUUCCCAAACUUCCCAAAAGAGGACCCAAGAAGAGAUCACCCCUGAUGACCAUCGGACUACCUGUAAUUGCCGUUGUUUUAGUGUUGGUGUCGGUAUUUGGGAUCCAGUCUAUAGUGAAACGGAAGAGAAAAUUUGCAGAAGUGCUUGAAGAAUGGGAACUCGAUUAUGGACCUCAUAGGUUCAAGUAUAAAGAUCUGUAUAUGGCGACUAAUGGGUUUAAGCAGAAGGAGCUUCUGGGUAUUGGUGGGUUUGGUAGGGUUUAUAGAGGUGUGUUACCCAGCUCCAAAAUUGAAGUUGCAGUGAAGAAAGUCUCACAUGAAUCAAGACAAGGGAUGAAAGAAUUUGUUGCUGAGAUCGUUAGCAUCGGUCAAUUACGACAUCGGAAUCUAGUAACCCUCUUGGGGUAUUGCCGGCGUAAAGGAGAACUUCUCUUGGUAUACGAAUUCAUGCCUAAUGGAAGCCUAGACAAGUACCUCUUCGAUCCAUUCAUGCCGGUGCUGGAUUGGGUUCAGAGGUUUCGAAUUAUUCGAGGUGUAGCAUCUGCACUGUUUUAUCUACAUGAAGAAUGGGAGCAGGUUGUGAUUCACAGAGAUGUAAAGUCCAGUAAUGUUCUAUUGGAUGGGGAAAUGAAUGCAAGAUUAGGAGAUUUUGGACUUGCAAGAUUGUAUGAUCAUGGAUCUGAUCCUCAAACAACACAUAUAGUUGGAACGCUGGGUUAUCUUGCCCCAGAACUUUCAAGAACCGGCAAGGCCAACCCUAGCACAGAUGUGUUUGCAUUUGGGGCUUUUAUAUUGGAAGUUGCUUGUGGGAGAAGGCCAAUAGAACCCAUAGCAUCAGCAGAGGAUCUGGUGUUAGUGGAUAGGGUUUUCUCUUGCUGGAGCAGAGGUAUGGUUCUUGACACUGUGGAUCCAAAAUUGGGAAUUAAUUAUGCAGCGAAGGAAAUGGAGCUUGUGUUGGAGCUUGGAUUGCUCUGUUCUAAUUGCAUUCCAACAGGAAGGCCAACUAUGAGACAAGUAGUGCAGUAUUUGGAGGGAGAACUUCCUCUACCAGAGUUGUCAACUCUUAGUCUGAAUGUUGGUGGCGUAACAUAUGUAGGUAGCGAUCAAGGCUUUGAUGAUUUUGCCAUGUCGUAUCCUUCUUCUCUGGGGAAGAGAAGUACUCAAUCAACAUCAGUUUCAGAAUCGAUACUCUCUGGAGGACGUUGA
Molecule: messenger RNA, 2109 nt
Organism: Telopea speciosissima
Lineage: Eukaryota; Viridiplantae; Streptophyta; Magnoliopsida; Proteales; Proteaceae
Product: L-type lectin-domain containing receptor kinase IV.2-like
Exons: 1
Coding region: 1-2109 (702 amino acids)
Biological process (GO): protein phosphorylation
Cellular component (GO): plasma membrane
Molecular function (GO): protein kinase activity; ATP binding; carbohydrate binding
Source: RefSeq, a predicted model, not a curated record